Molecule: messenger RNA, 486 nt
Organism: Melospiza melodia melodia
Lineage: Eukaryota; Metazoa; Chordata; Aves; Passeriformes; Passerellidae
Product: olfactory receptor 14J1-like
Exons: 1
Biological process (GO): G protein-coupled receptor signaling pathway
Cellular component (GO): membrane
Molecular function (GO): odorant binding; olfactory receptor activity
Source: RefSeq, a predicted model, not a curated record
AAACCCCUGCACUACGGGACCCUCCUGGGCAGCAGAGCUUGUGCCCACAUGGCAGCAGCUGCCUGGGCCAGUGCCUUUCUCAAUGCUCUGCUGCACACAGCCAAUACAUUUUCCCUGCCCCUGUGCAAGGGCAAUGCCCUGGACCAGUUCUUCUGUGAAAUCCCACAGAUCCUCAAGCUCUCCUGCUCACACUCAAACCUCAGGGAACUGGGACUUCUUGCUGUUGGUGCCAUUUUAAGUUUAGGUUGUUUCGUGUUCAUGGUUUUCUCCUAUGUGCAGAUCUUCAGGGCUGUGCUGAGGAUCCCCUCUGAGCAGGGACGGCACAAAGCCUUUUCCACCUGCCUCCCUCACCUGGCUGUGCUCUCCCUGUUCAUCAGCACAGCCACAUUUGCCUACCUGAAGCCCCCCUUCAUCUCCUCCCCAUCCCUGGAUCUGGCCCUGUCAUUUCUGUACUCGGUGGUGCCUCCAGUACUUAACCCCCUCAUC